This is a messenger RNA of Cicer arietinum (chickpea), 378 nucleotides long. The record is from RefSeq and is a predicted model, not a curated record. Lineage: Eukaryota; Viridiplantae; Streptophyta; Magnoliopsida; Fabales; Fabaceae.
AUGGAGAACAAAGCAAACUUGAUAAAUAUGAGAACAAAAGGAUGCUCCACAAGGCUAAAGAAACAUGCCCCAUCGUUUAUUGAGAUAAGUGACCGACCCACUAAUCCUUUUGCUCCUUCUAUAGAUUCUUCAAAUGCAAUUCCUUUAUUAUCUCCACUUAUAUUAAAUCCACAAACAGAGACUACUAUACAAACUCAAAUGUUACAAAAUAAUGGCAACUAUGGUAAUGCCAUUAACAAUGAGGCUAUGAGUUCACAUUCAUCCUCCAAUAUGCAAAGCAAUGUAUGGAAACAUCCGGCUAUGGCCCCAUUUUCGGAGUCUUCAUCUUUAUGUAAUUUUUUACAAAAGCAAUGUGUUAUUGUGAAUAAUACCCAAUGA